CAGAAAGUGUGCGUAAAGUAAACCUGUAGAUCUCAAAAUCCAUUCCUACGAACCACCUUCACACAACUGGAUUAUACCUCGCAUGUAAACGCUGUUAAUUCUUCUUCGUGGAUUUUUUUUUUUUCUUUUUUCUUUUUAAUUGAAGAUAUAGAGCAUGUUAACUUUAUGAGAGCAUGCAAAUAACUGUUUGUAAACAGAAUAGAUGAUUAUGUCGGAGAGUACUUCAUAAACGGAAGAUGAUUUACAACGCUACUUUAUUCAGUCUGUGUGUGUUGAUCAUGAAUGGUGUGUUUGGUGAUACAGAUGAAGUGAAGUCAGUGUCAGUGACUGAAGGAGAUUCUGUCUCUCUACACACUGAUGUUACUGAAAUACAGAGAGAUGAUAUGAUUCUGUGGAUGUUUGGACCUCAAGAGACUCGUAUAGCUGAAAUCCAUAAGCAGGUCAUUGAUAUGUUUGACAAUAAUGAGAUAUUUGGAGACAGACUCCAGAUGGACAAUCAGACUGGAUCUCUGACCAUCAGAAACAUCAGAACUGAACACACUGGACUUUAUAAACUAACAAUCAUCAACAACAGAGGAACUUCAUACAAGAGAUUCAAUGUUUCUGUCUAUGCUCCUCUACCCUUUCCCAUCAUCACCAGAGACUCUUCACAGUGUUCUUCAGGGUCAUCAGGUCAGAAUUGUUCACUGCUGUGUUCAGUUGUGAAUGUGAGUGCUGUGACUCUCUCCUGGUACAAAGGAAACAGUUUAUUGUCCAGCAUCAGUGUGUCUGAUCUCAGCAUCAGUCUCUCUCUACCUCUGGAGGUGGAAUAUCAGGAGAACAACAUCUACAGCUGUGUGAUCAACAAUCCCAUCACAAACCAGACCACACAUCUGGACAUCACCCAACUCUGUCACACGUGUUCAGACCAAAGUUAA
Molecule: messenger RNA, 917 nt
Organism: Carassius auratus (goldfish)
Lineage: Eukaryota; Metazoa; Chordata; Actinopteri; Cypriniformes; Cyprinidae
Product: SLAM family member 9-like
Exons: 4
Coding region: 237-917 (226 amino acids)
Source: RefSeq, a predicted model, not a curated record